GCCUGAAAUCUGCGUACGAGCUGGGAUUCAUUUGGGUAAUUUGUGGCAUCGAACAAGUCUCGGCCACUGCCAGCAGCUCAAGACCACUGUAUCACCAGCCUCGUCCAAUCGGCAACGGCCACGACUGCCAGCUAAUCCUGGUAAUUGCUAUCAAACCUCCAAAACCCCAUCAAUGGCGAUCAUAACCGAAGAGGAAGACCAGCCUCAAUCUCCCAAGCAAUCGCACUCCAAAAUUCGACCACCCAAAGCCGACGAACCCAUUUCACAACCCACCUCCAAAUCCCCAUCUCCAAACCCCUUUACUUUCUGGUUCUACUUCACCCUCUUAGUCGCCCUCAUCACAUUCCUCUACAUUUCCGUCUCUUAUCUUGCCCCUCAUCAAGACCCCAAGUCUUGGUUUUUGAGCCUACCCAAUAAUCUUCGCCAGCACUACUCGAAGGGCCGCAUUGUCAAGGUCCAAACGAGCCCCAACCAAGCACCCAUUGAGGUUUUCACUAUAGAACACGGUCCAGUGGUGUCUGAAAAUGUUGUAUUAGUUCAUGGUCUGGGUCUUAGUUCUUACUCUUUUCGUGAAGUUAUUAGAGGUUUAGGUUCAAAAGGGGUUCAUGUGGUUGCUAUUGAUUUACCAGGAAAUGGGUUUUCUGAUAAGUCGGUGGAACAGGUCGUUGAGGGAGGGAAUGGGGUGUUAGGGGGGCUUUUGGAUGUGUAUGAUGAAAUUCAAGAAAAGGGUUUGUUUUGGGCGUUUGAUAAGGUGAUUGAGACCGGGCAGAUUCCUUAUGAGGAAAUUGGGAACCGGGUUUCGAAGAGGAAGGUUGUUAGACCAAUUGAAUUGGGUCCUGAGGAGAUUGGGAGGGUGUUGGGGCAAGUGGUGGAGACAAUGGGAUUGGCUCCUGUGCAUUUGGUGUUGCACGAUUGGGGUUUGGGGUUCGGCGCGAAUUGGAUUUUGGAGAAUCCGGGGCUAGUGAGGAGUGUGACGCUUAUUGAUACUGAUUCUAGAGGGUUUGGGGCAUUGCCUUUGUGGGUUUUGGAAAUUCCGGUGGUUAGUGAGGUUGUGUUGGGGGUUUCGUUUUUGUAUAGAAGGUUGAUUAACUUGUGUUGUUCAAGGGGGAUUGGUGUUUUGGAUGCCGAGACACAUAGGGUGCUUUUGAGGGGGAGGGAUGGCAGGAGAGCGGUUGUGGGUAUGGGAAGGAAGAUGAAUCACAGCUUUGAUAUAGCUGAGUGGGGUGGUUCGGAUGGGUUAAAAGAUACGCCAAUGCAAGUGCUCUGGUCUGGUGGUUGGUCCAAAGAAUGGAGUGAAGAGGGACGCCGUGUAGCGGAUGCACUUCCUCAGGCAGCUCUUGUCAUUCAUUCUGGUGGGCGGUGGCCUCAGGAGGAUGCAGCUGAUGAGCUGGCUGAAAGUAUUGUUCAGUUUGUGUCCUCAUUACCCAAUUCAGUCAGAAAAGUUGAGGAAGAGGUUAUCCCAGAGCAUAUUCAGAAGAUGUUGGAUGAAGCAAAAAGCAGUGAUCAUCAAAAUCACCAUCAUCAUGGUCAUGAUGGCCAUGACCACCACCAUGAUAGUCAUGCUCAUGCUCAUGGUGCCGGUUACAUGGAUGCUUACGGGCUUGGUCAUGCAUGGUGAAGUUGACGCCUUUCCGUCUUUACAACUUCAGGCAGUGAUUGCGCCAGAGCUAGAUGUUAGAUCUUGGUCAUGGGAUUUUCCUUAUAAUGCCAUUGAUACUUGGUAUUGCUUAUGUUUUGUUGUGCAAGAAACCUCCACUGAAGGAGCUUGAACUCUUGUAGAUUGUUUUGAACUUUUGAAGCUGUAAAGUUGUACUCUGUAUGUUAAGGCGAGCUGAAUUUAACUAGACCACUCAUUUUCUUUA
This is a messenger RNA of Corylus avellana, 1862 nucleotides long. It is a transcript of the gene AXR4, whose product is annotated as alpha/beta-Hydrolases superfamily protein. The record is from RefSeq and is a predicted model, not a curated record. NCBI's taxonomy places the organism in Eukaryota, Viridiplantae, Streptophyta, Magnoliopsida, Fagales, Betulaceae. Gene Ontology annotation, molecular function: catalytic activity.